Molecule: messenger RNA, 979 nt
Organism: Anopheles maculipalpis
Lineage: Eukaryota; Metazoa; Arthropoda; Insecta; Diptera; Culicidae
Gene: Cchl
Product: holocytochrome c-type synthase
Exons: 2
Coding region: 138-974 (278 amino acids)
Biological process (GO): cytochrome c-heme linkage
Cellular component (GO): mitochondrion
Molecular function (GO): holocytochrome-c synthase activity
Source: RefSeq, a predicted model, not a curated record
ACAACUUCGAUGUUCAGCUGUCAUAACACAAAUCACAUUGAAAAAUCAAAGUUACGAAAACUUGGGAAAUUUUAAAACUUCUAUACAUUUAGGCCCCGCUUGAUUGGUGUCUCGAAAACUUUGUCUAUCCCACAGCCAUGGGAAACACAGUAUCCGCAGCGGAGAAGGUUGCUUCAAACAUAGUGCCCAGCACGUUGUCAAGGGGAGAAGAAGCAACACUCCCGAAAGGACAUCCGCCCGUCGGUGACAAAGCGGCCAUGGGCGGUAAUCCGCCGCCCGAGUGUCCGAUGCACCAAAAACAGCAACCCAAAGAACAGCCUGUGCUGGUUUCGGAAUGUCCAGUGAAACAUGAUGGCGCUGACGUAAAUCCGCUCAACAUGAUGCCACCAGCAAAUCAAAACCCUGCCCCAGGACAACCAUUCCCGCUUCCUACUGACCGUCAAGUGUCGUCCAUCCCCAAGGCAACGGCCGAUGGAAAGCAAGAAUUCUGGCUAUACCCAAGCCAGCAAAUGUUCUGGAACGCAAUGCUGCGCAAGGGUUGGCGCUGGGAAAAGGAUGACCUUGCCCCGAAAGAUAUGGACGAUAUCAUUAAGAUACACAAUGCCAACAACGAACAGGCCUGGCAGGAGGUACUUAAGUGGGAAGCUCUGCAUGCCCGUGAAUGUGGCAAUCCGCGUUUGAAAAGUUUCGGCGGUAAGGCAACAGAUUACAGCCCGCGGGCAAAGAUUCGCAAUAUGAUGGGGUACGAGCUUCCGUUCGAUCGUCACGACUGGAUCAUCGAUCGGUGUGGCAAGGAUGUGCGCUACAUUAUUGACUACUACGACGGGGGCAUGGUUGACGAGAAGUACAAAUUUGCGCUGCUGGAUGUUAGACCCGCUAUGGACUCGUUCGAUAAUGUUUGGGACCGUAUGAAGGUGGCCUAUAUGCGAUGGAAGUUUGAGCUGGAAGACAAACUGAAGGAGUUGACAAAUUAAGCUUU